This is a messenger RNA of Ceratosolen solmsi marchali, 2114 nucleotides long. RefSeq names its product leucine-rich repeat flightless-interacting protein 2. The transcript is spliced from 8 exons. Lineage: Eukaryota; Metazoa; Arthropoda; Insecta; Hymenoptera; Agaonidae. The coding region runs from base 212 to 1417 and encodes 401 amino acids. Gene Ontology annotation, biological process: regulation of DNA-templated transcription. The record is from RefSeq and is a predicted model, not a curated record.
GGAGGCGGUGGCGGAGGCGGCAGCGGAGGAGGAGGUGGAGAAAGAAGAGUAAGGAGAAAAGAAGCAUAUAUAACCUCGUCACGUCGCCCAUCCUCUGUGCUGUCCAACGAUGGUAUGACAGCAGUGCACUGUUUUGUGAGACAAUCUUGUCCCUUUGUUUGGUAAGAAAGGGUGGAAGAAAAAUUAGCAGUGAUUUUCAAAUUGUGUAAAAAUGGAGACAUCUGUGGCAGGCCGGAGACGAACUGCCACUAGGCAUUCGGCGGAAGAUCAAGCUCUAGAUCAAAUCGCUAAAGAGGCGGAGGCAAGAUUAGCUGCGAGAAGACAGGCUAGAGCAGAGGCACGUGAAAUUCGAAUGAGAGAGUUGGAAAGGCAGCAGAAGGAAGCCGAAGAGAAUGCAGAUAGAGUUUUUGAUAUGUGUACAGCAGAUACCAAUAGAGCUAUGAGGGUAACACCGGACCCUAUUCGCGCCUCUCGCCUCCUUGCAAAUAGCAACAACUUUCAGUCAAGUCGCAGAUCUUCGGAGGAUUCUCUAGAAGAUGCUGGUCUUGGCAGAGAUCUCCGAAUAGAGCUUAAAGAAUUUGAAGAGAAGUUUAGAAAAGCAAUGAUAGCGAAUGCCCAGUUAGAUAACGAAAAGUCUUCCUAUGGAUACCAAGUUGAUUUAUUAAAGGAUAAGCUAGAAGAACUUGAAGAAAUGACUGCUCAAUUGCGUCGUGAACUCAGGGAAAAGAACCGCGAGGCGGAUCAGUCUAAGCGUCUUAGUCAACGAUUAAAAGAAGAUUUAGAUAUUUGCAGAGCACAGCUUUUAGAAAGAGAUACUUUAAUACAAGAAAAUGGAUUAGUUAUAGUGGAAGAGGAGCGCAGCGAAAGUGAAGAAACGCAAAAAGAAAAUGGACCUAUUCAUCGAAAAAGAGUGCUAGUCAGUACGGAAGCUGCAGAAUUAUUACAAAAUGCUGGAGAAGGUUCCUUAGAUGUUCGACUGAGGAAAUUUGCAUCGGAAAAGAAAGAGUUACAAGAUGAGAUUAGGCAUCUUAGGUUAGAACUGGAAGAAGCUAGGAAUCGAAUGAGGCCAGAACGAACCUCAGGUUCUGUGUUAGGUCUAUCAGAUUCGGAAGAUGCUCAAAGGGAAGCUAAUAAGCUCUUAGCAGAUUAUAAGUUUAAGUUACAAAAAGCAGAGCAAGAUAUGUCGACUCUUCAAGCAACUGUAGCGAGGUUAGAGAGUCAAGUAAUUCGUUACAAGUCGGCAGCUGAAGCUUCUGAAAAGGCUGAGGAUGAAUUAAAAGUUGAAAAGAGAAAAUUGCAAAGAGAGGUUAGAGAAUCACAGGGUCGAGUUGAAGAGUUGGAAACAGCUAAUUCACAUUUGCAGCGACGUCUGGACAAGCUGAAAAAUGCUAAAUCGGCUCUCUUAAAGGAACUUUGAUAGUUUUGUGUGCUCGCAUGAAGAGCUUAUAUAUUUCGGAAAAUGUGACGUGUAAAUAUUAAAUUGGAAAAAGCAGACUUAGCAGAAAGAUGUGGAAGACUAGUGAUCGUCUCGUGUUCACGCGCGAAAGCUAAACAAAAAUGAACCUUUCCCUCCCACCCCAAGGACUAACUGCGAAUUAAAUCCUAAUUUCCCUAUUUCUUAUUCUUCUCCGAUUUUUUCUUCUUCUUAAUCUCGUUACUGCGCCAGCAGUGUUUUACAAAUCUUUUUAUAAAUGUAUUUAUUCACAGAAAAAACGAGCGCGCGUUUUUAAGAUUUAAAAGACUAUAUUGUUUGCUCUUAUACUUUACCUCAAUGAUCGUUAUAUUUACGUUGCAGCAUGAAUUUUAACUAUUGUAUAAUGCACGAUGGAAACAAAAUCAAGUAAAUGAUUGCAAUGAUUGCAAUGAUUAUCGAGGUCAAGUGAAGCAUUUGUACUAGCGAAAUUCCACUUAACGGUAUAUUGUGCAUUUCGAGCAUAAGCUCCAUUCUUGUCAAUCGACUUUAAAGUUGGUCGAGACCAAUAGCCACAUUAAUAACUACACAGGCAAAACUAUAAUUAAAUUCUUUUACAUGUAAUUAUAUCUCCGUAGGCAUUAACUUGAAACGAAUAACCAUAAUUAUAUUUGAUUAUUGGUGAUUUUUUUUGUUUUUUUUU